Molecule: messenger RNA, 2043 nt
Organism: Eleginops maclovinus (Patagonian blennie)
Lineage: Eukaryota; Metazoa; Chordata; Actinopteri; Perciformes; Eleginopidae
Product: B-cell linker protein
Exons: 19
Coding region: 80-1387 (435 amino acids)
Biological process (GO): cell surface receptor protein tyrosine kinase signaling pathway; intracellular signal transduction
Source: RefSeq, a predicted model, not a curated record
UUGGAGCUGAGUGAGUCUGCAGCGCAUUUAGAGGCAGACAGAGCAGCAGGUGAGGCAGCCUGCCUCACUCAGGUAGGAAAUGCAAAUGAGAUCAGUUAGAGCUGCUCUUCACAUUCUCUCUGUAUCGUUCACUCUCAAUCUUCUUAACCAUUUGCAUCCAAGGACCGAAACAAAGACAUUUCCUUAUGACUUGAGCUGCAAGACUCAACCCCAAGUCAUGACAAUGAGCUUCUUUGGAAAACUGAAGAACCUGGUACCUCCAACUCCACCCAAAAGGGAAGAGGACAGUUCAGUGUUUGGUUGGCCGCAGGAUGAGUUUGAUGAUGAGGAUUGUGACAUGUAUGAAGCGCCUCCGUGUGAGCUUUCGCCUGUGAAAGUCCCACAGACACAAGUGGAGGAGAAUGUUUAUCUGGAGAGGACAUCGCCUCCUCCUCCUCCACCACCACAGAGGAAGGCUGCUCCUCCACCCAGGCCAGGCAAACCCUCAAAACCUCAACAACGCACUGAGGAUUUCUUCCAUGAUACCAAAACCAAGAAACCUCCUGAGGUAGACAGAAAUGACAAGCCUGGAAGAAAGACAAAGGGGCCUCCUCCAGAACCCAAAGACGAAGAUGUGUAUCUGGAUCCAAAUGAAGAUCAGGAGGACAAUGAAGAGCUGUAUUUAGAUCCGACAGCUGGUGAUGAAAAGUAUAAUAAAUAUUAUAAUUUCCUUUCCUCCUGCUCCUCAGCGUGCCCUCCUCCCCCUCGUGGGCUUCCAUCUCUCAUGACAGCACUCAUGCCUUCUCCAAUACCCAUGAUGAAGCCACCAGUUCCCAGGGCUCAGUCUAAUCCAUUCCUGCCAUCCUUAAAUGACUCAAAUACAAUUGAAGCAAGACGAGUCACAUUUCCUACCAAACUCCCUUUACCCACCUUGGGUGUGAAGCCCCCUCUGCCAUCACAUCUGAAGGAAGCAAAACCCAGCCUUUUGAAUGCAUUGAUGCCAGGCACUAAGCCUGUGGUCUCCUAUGGUGGCAUGAGGGCAACCAAACAGUCUGGGAAUGAGGAUAAAGAAUGGUUUGCUGGAGAUUGCAACAGAAAGACAGCCGAGGAUCUCCUUCUGAGGGUCAGCAAGGACGGUGCCUUUCUUAUUCGACACAGCUCAGCUCAGAGCACCCGGCAGCCGUACACCCUCGCUGUGCUCUACCAGCAAAAGGUGUACAACGUUCCGGUCCGCUUCCUGGGGGAGACACAAGGUUAUGCCCUUGGAAAAGAGGGCAAGAAGAACGAAGAGAUAUUCAACUCCCUCGACGAGAUGAUUUCUCACCACAAGAAUAACCAGCUGCUUCUGAUCGACAGCAAGAGCCAGGCCAAGCACACAACCUAUUUAACCCACACUGAACGCCCUUAAAACCACACAUUUGGAGCUUCUGUCAGGUUGUAUUCAGAGUUAUAAUGAUAAUUGUACAGUUUGAUAGAUGAUGUAGGUACAUUUUAUAUCACGUGUGUAUUAAUUCUCAAUGAAAUCAGCUAAAGUACCGCUAGAUAGAAUCAGACAAUGCCUAUUUGUAAUGCACUGAAACACAAGGGGAUAUCAUAUUUCACCAACAUUAUUUCCAGAAAGUAGACUCAGCUUCUGCAUGAUGUAAGAACAGGUUAACCUCACAGAAAACGUUCUGUAGGUUGGCAAAGUGAAUUCCUUGUGUUAUCAUAACUUUAGGAACAAUUGGACAUGUUUUUUUUUCAGUGAAAGGAAACAUGUGUCACUAUUUAAAUCACCUUUCCAACAUUGCAGUAUAUUUCUGCUGUGUAAUGUGAGGCUAAACCACAUCACAUUCCCUCCCAGGUUGCAGCUUAACUCUUCCCUUUGUGCAUCCUGCUCAAUUCCAUUAUUACGGUGGUCGUGUGUGAUGAACUGUUGAUAACCAUUAAUCAGUCAAUUUUAUUACAGCAGUCUUUUCCCCAAGUUUAGUUUGAUGACUUUUUAAUUGUGUGAUAUAUUACAUUUUUCUCUUUGGAAGUGGUGUUGUAGAUAUUGCUCAAUACAAAGAUAAAAUGAAACUGGUA